Messenger RNA from Oikopleura dioica, 735 nucleotides. The record is from the annotation of a GenBank genome assembly. NCBI's taxonomy places the organism in Eukaryota, Metazoa, Chordata, Appendicularia, Copelata, Oikopleuridae.
AUGACGAAUGCGCCGUUUUCGGACUUUUUGAUCUUCUUCAAAUAUCUCGACGAUAAUCCCGAUUGGGCACUGUCGCAAGCCCUGUACGGUGCUCUUUUCGGCUUGGCGAUUCUGUUCAUCGCAGUUUGGGCGGAUUUUGGAUUCAUUUUCAAUUUCAUUUUUGGCCUUCCGAGCUUUUUCUGCGACAAGAAGCUGAUUUCGUUUUCAAAAGACCGGCCAAGCCAGCAGCUGGAUUUGUCAGAAAUCGAAGGAGAUAUUUCAUUAGACACACCAGCGCUAGAAACGCCAGAAAACAUGCACCAUCAAAUUUCCUCCCACGAAAAUGCCCGAAAACGCCAGAAUCGCAGUCCAACUUUCGAAACCGACGAAUCUCCGAUGGAAUCUUGGCCAACUCCUCCCGAAGCGCUAGAAAUCCCGCCGAUCAAACAAUCCUACGCCCAAAUUUCGAAGAUCUCGAGAAACGUUAACAAUGGAUAUUUUCGCGCCACAGGGAUGCCAGUUGGUGGCGGAAGGUUCAAUUCGAUCGAGAGAAAGUCGUUUUUGACGCCGCCGAAUCCGCUUUCUGAUACUUCCAGGCGAUCUGCUUUCAAGGUUUUCAAGCAGGAAAAAGACCCAGACUACGCCGAACUUCCCCUCCGAAUCGGCGUUUCUUCGGAGAACAUCUCCGAAGAUGGAUCAACAUACGACAACUCAGAGUAUGGAAUUCGCCUGGGAACUUGGAAGCCUCAGAAUUAA